AUGGAAGAACAAAUUGCGGCUGAGGUAGAGAGAAGAUUGAAGAAGAUGAACAUUGGUGAACAGAAAGUAGCUCAAGUUGAGCUAAAUAUUCCAUUCUUAGAGGCACUGGAGCAAAUUCCUAUCUAUGCGAAGUUCAUGAAGGAUAUCAUUUCAAAGAAGCGAACAAUCGACAGUGACCCGAUUAUUCUAACUGAAACUUGUAGUGCUAUUUUGCAGGGAAUGAAGAUCCCAGUUAAAAAGAGAGAUCGAGGUUCAGUAACGAUUCCAUGCACAAUUGGUGAUAGAUCUUUCAAGAAAGCUUUGAUCGAUUUGGGGGCAAGUGUGAGUCUUAUGCCAUUAUCCAUUUACAAAAGAUUGGGAAUAGGUAAAGUACAAGAUACUCGAAUGACACUUCAGUUUGCUGACCAAUCCGUUAAAAGACCUUACGGAGUAGUAGAAGAUGUGUUGGUGAAAAUCGACAAGUUCGUGUUUCUGGUAGAUUUUGUUAUUCUAGAGAUGCCCGAAGAUGAAGAGAUACCAAUCAUUUUGGGAAGACCUUUUCUAGAAACUGGGAGAUGCUUGAUCGACAUAGAAGAAGAAAACUCUUUGACAACACAGAAGCUACCUUUGGAAAGAGUUCUGAGUCUAUCAAUCUUCGAAGAGGAGGAAAUAAUUGAUGAAAAAGACAGUGAAGUUUUAGCCAUGAUGGAAACAUCAUUUGUCAAAAAUUCUCGCCACAACCGAUGGGAGGAUCUAAGGCAACCAUUAGUGGAAGGAAGUAAAGACGAACCAAAGAAGGGGACUGAACUAAAGCAAUUACCGGAGAACCUCAAAUACGUCUUUUUGGACACUGAAAGUAACUGCCCGGCUAUCAUAAGUUCUCACCUUGAAUUCUUUCAAGAGGAUAAGCUUGUCAAAGUCCUUAAAAAGCAUAAAAGUGCUCUUGGAUGUUCAUGGGUGAGUCCAGUGCAUGUGGUGCCUAAGAAAGGUGGAACUACGGUAAUCAAGAAUGAAAAGAAUGAGUUGAUUCCCACAAGAACAGUUACAGAGUGGAGAGUCUGUAUAGAUUACCGAAGAUUGAAUCUAGCAACUAGAAAAGAUCACUUCCCAUUACCCUUCAUUGACCAGAUGUUAGAAAGUGAUAUUGCAGUAGGGGCGGUUCUAGGACAGCGUAGAGAAAAGUUACUACAUGUUAUUUACUACGCAAGUCAUGUGCUGAACCCUGCACAAAUGAACUAUGCAACUACUGAGAAGGAGUUGCUAGCGGACUUUAAACCAAGGUUGCUAAGAUGGACCUUGCUCCUUCAGGAGUUUGAUAUGGAGAUUCGUGACAAGAAAGGGUCUGAAAACACUGUGGCCGACCACUUGUCUCGAAUGUCACCUAUUGCAGAAAUAGAAGAUACGCGCCCGAUAAAGGACGAGUUCGCUAUGAACAUAUCCUCGCUGUUCUACUUGUGGGAUGAUCCAUUCUUAUACAAGAAGGGACUCGAUGGCUUGAUCAGAAGAUGUGUACCCGAGGAGGAACAAAGCGAUGUGCUAAAAGCAUGUCAUGACUCCGAAUAUGGAGGACAUUUCAGUGGUGAUAGAACGGCUGCAAAGGUCCUACAAUCUGGUUUGUAUUGGCCCAUACUAUUCAAAGACGCUCAAGGCAUUGUGAAAGAAUGUGAUAGGUGUCAAUGA
Vicia villosa (hairy vetch) is the source of this 1659-nucleotide messenger RNA. RefSeq lists its product as uncharacterized. Lineage: Eukaryota; Viridiplantae; Streptophyta; Magnoliopsida; Fabales; Fabaceae. The transcript has 6 exons. The record is from RefSeq and is a predicted model, not a curated record. Bases 1 to 1659 code for a protein of 552 amino acids.